CAUUGGCCAGGUUGGGCCGCGGGGCUACAAGCAGCGCCCGCUCUAUAAGUGCGGAGCCGGCGGCUGCGGAGCCAGGCGAGGCUCAGGAUGGUGGACAGUGUGUACCGGACCCGCUCAUUAGGGGUGGCAGCCGAAGGGCUCCCGGACCAGUAUGCGGACGGGGAGGCGGCGCGCGUGUGGCAGCUCUACAUCGGGGACACCCGCAGCCGCACCGCCGAGUACAAGGCAUGGCUGCUUGGGCUGCUGCGCCAGCACGGCUGCCAGCGGGUGCUCGACGUGGCCUGUGGCACCGGGGUGGACUCCAUCAUGCUGGUGGAAGAGGGCUUCACCGUGACAAGCGUGGAUGCCAGUGACAAGAUGCUGAAGUAUGCACUUAAAGAACGCUGGAACCGGCGACAUGAGCCAGCCUUUGAUAAAUGGGUCAUAGAAGAAGCCAACUGGAUGACUCUGAACAAAGAUGUGCCCUUGCCAGCAGAAGGUGGCUUUGAUGCUGUCAUCUGCCUUGGAAACAGUUUUGCCCACUUGCCAGACUGCAAAGGUGAGGGAGGGUGUGGCCUUGGGCAUGGCCCUUGCCUUGAGCCCCUUUCCACAGACCCCUGGACACUUGCUCUCCUGCCAAAGCACACUCUGCUUUUUUUUCCUUUCUCUGCCUUGGCUCUGGCACCCCUGGGAAGGGGAGAGGUAGGAGGGAGACUGGUGCUGGGGGUCCUGAGCAGACAAAGCCUUUCUAUCCCUAUCUGGAGCUCAGGGGACCAGAGUGAACACCAGGUAGCAUUGAAGAACAUUGCAAGCAUGGUGCGGUCAGGGGGCCUGCUGAUCAUUGAUCAUCGCAAUUAUGACCACAUCCUCAGCACAGGCUGUGCACCCCCAGGGAAGAACAUCUACUACAAGAGUGACUUGACCAAGGACAUCACAACAUCAGUGCUGACAGUGAACAACAAAGCCCACAUGGUAACCUUGGACUACACGGUGCAGGUGCCAGGGGCUGGCCAGGAUGGUUCUCCUGGCUUGAGUAAGUUCCGGCUCUCCUACUACCCGCACCGCCUGGCAUCCUUCACGGAGUUGCUGCGAGCAGCCUUUGGGGGCAAGUGCCAGCACAGCAUCCUGGGCGACUUCAAGCCUUACAAGCCGGGUCAGGCCUAUAUUCCCUGCUACUUUAUCCACGUGCUCAAGAGGACAGACUGAAUGUGGCCUCAGUUCCCAUGACCCUCUGCACCCAGGCACUUCCAGCUGUCUGGGAGAUGGGAACCAGCAGCUUCUAGAGCAGAUCACAGCUGGGGCACAGGGAUGUGGGUUCAGGUGAACAGAAGGGCAAACAAUAUAGUCUGUACCUUUUUCA
Otolemur garnettii (small-eared galago) is the source of this 1339-nucleotide messenger RNA. It is a transcript of the gene GNMT, whose product is annotated as glycine N-methyltransferase. The coding region runs from base 88 to 1185 and encodes 365 amino acids. Lineage: Eukaryota; Metazoa; Chordata; Mammalia; Primates; Galagidae. The record is from RefSeq and is a predicted model, not a curated record. Gene Ontology annotation, cellular component: cytosol. Gene Ontology annotation, molecular function: identical protein binding; glycine N-methyltransferase activity; S-adenosyl-L-methionine binding. Gene Ontology annotation, biological process: regulation of gluconeogenesis; protein homotetramerization; one-carbon metabolic process. The transcript is spliced from 5 exons.